CACAGCACCACCAAGUCAACCUUUCGAGUUUGACGUCUGAAAUUCUUUAGUUUACGGUUCAAGAUGGCUCUCAAAGCACUUGUCGGGCAAAAGAUUAUGAAUGAAGUUAUCCGCUAUCGCGGACCCAAAGGCAAGGAAUCCCAGCGUAUAGAAUGGAGAAUUCUUAUUGUCGACCAACUGUCCAUGAGGAUGGUGUCAGCAUGCUGCAAGAUGCACGACAUCUCAGCAGAAGGCAUAACUUUGGUGGAGGACAUCCACAAGAAGAGGGAGCCAUUAUGCACCAUGGAUGGCAUAUACCUUAUUACACCUUCGGAGAAAUCAGUUCAUGCACUCAUCAAUGAUUUCUCUGUGGGCAAUCGCAUCAUGUACAAGGCUGCACAUGUCUUCUUUACUGAAGCUUGUCCAGAUAAUCUUUUUGAAGACUUGUCGCGUAGUAAAGUAUCGAAAUACAUCAAAACCCUUAAGGAAAUCAACAUAGCUUUCAUACCAUAUGAGCAGCAGGUGUUCUCCCUGGACUCGCCGGAGACUUUCCAGUGCAUGUACAACCCGGCGUUGGCGCAGACUCGCAACGCCAACAUGGAGCGUAUCGCCGAACAGAUCGCCACGCUUUGCGCCACGCUCGGCGAAUAUCCCUCCGUGCGCUACCGAAGCGAUUGGGAGCGUAACGUUGAGCUGGCGCAACUUAUUCAACAAAAACUCGAUGCCUACAAGGCUGACGAACCUACAAUGGGUGAGGGACCUGAGAAGGCUCGCUCGCAACUUCUAGUGCUGGAUCGCGGCUUCGACUGCGUGUCGCCGUUGCUGCACGAACUCACACUCCAAGCUAUGGCUUACGAUCUGCUGCCCAUCGAAAAUGAUGUCUACAAAUAUGACGCCUCUCAGGGAGGGGCACUGAAGGAGGUGCUCCUGGACGAAAACGACGAGCUGUGGGUGGAGCUGCGCCACCAGCACAUCGCCGUCGUCUCCACCUCCGUCACCAAGAACCUGAAGAAGUUCACGGAGUCUAAACGCAUGGGUGGAGGUGACAAGCAAUCCAUGCGCGACUUGUCGCAAAUGAUCAAGAAAAUGCCGCAGUACCAGAAGGAGCUGUCCAAGUACGCCACGCACCUACGCCUCGCCGAGGACUGUAUGAAGGCCUACCAGGGCUACGUCGACAAGCUCUGCAAAGUCGAACAGGAUUUGGCUAUGGGUACUGAUGCUGAAGGUGAAAAGAUCAAAGAUCACAUGAGGAGCAUUGUGCCAGUUCUGCUAGAUCAGUCUGUGGUGAACUUCAACAAGAUGCGCAUCAUCGCGCUGUACAUCAUGUCCAAGAACGGCAUCUCGGAGGAGAACCUCAACAAGCUGGUGACGCACGCGCAGCUCGAGCCCUCCGACAAGCAGGCGCUGCUCAACCUCGCCAACCUCGGGCACAACGUCGUCGUCGACGGCAAUCGCAAGAAGCAGUAUCAAGUAACGAGGAAAGAGAGAAUCACUGAGCAGACGUACCAAAUGUCACGAUGGACACCCGUUGUUAAGGACAUCAUGGAAGACGCGAUCGAAGAUAAGUUGGACCAACGACACUUCCCAUUCCUCGCCGGGCGCACUCAACCCUCGGGAUACCAGGCCCCUACCAGCGUGCGCUAUGGACAUUGGCACAAAGAUAAAGCACAGCAGACCAUCAAAAACGUGCCCCGUCUCAUCGUAUUUGUCGUCGGCGGUGUAUGCUUUUCGGAAAUCCGCUGCGCGUAUGAGGUGACAGCUGCGGUGAAGAACUGGGAGGUGAUCAUCGGCUCGUCCCACAUACUCACCCCAGACACUUUCCUCUCGGACCUCAGCUCUCUCACCGCCUAAGCAUUUGGAUACUCUCGAAACAUGUAGCAACUUAAAAAUGCAGUCACACUUUAACCAAAUAUAUUUAUAAAGAAAUACUUUCGUGUGAUUAUAAUCUACUUACAUCGUCGAAAUAGCAUUACUACUAGGUAUCAUGUUUGACAGCAUAUCAACCGGUCUUCUUUUGUGAGGUCACCAUCGCAUGCGGUAUCUCGGUACUGGCCCUUAACAUUUAAAUGUAAUAUGGGUGCUGGUGUCUAAAAUGUAUUAAAACUAGUUUGUGUGAAUUUAAAUUAGAAUUAUUGAGAAUCAUAAUAAUAGCUACAAUCGCUAAAUAACUAUGAAAUCCCGAGAUAAUUAUUGUUAUUGCAGUUAUAAAUAUUUUAUUUAUUAAUAUUAUUUUUACCAUUUACUUAUUCUUCAUUACUAUAAUGUACUACAAGUAUUUCACAUAUUAUUAUGAGAACAAUGUUAAAGUUUAGACAUCUUUUUGAAAAUAAUUUAAUGUCAUUGUUUUAAUGGUUUUGUUACUAUUGUGUAAAAUAUUUAUAUUGUUAGCGGAUUUAUAAGAUUUUAGCUUUCAUGUUUAGUUGUUUAAGAAAUAGAAAUGUUAAUUUACUGUAAGUUGACAUUUAAAACUAUUUUAUUUCUGUAUCAGACUGAAAUUACCGAUUUUCUGAUGAGCAAUACCGUUUUAGCGAAGCUAAUUAGUACUAAAUUAUUCAAUACAAAACGGAAUCAUCCGUUUAUUAGGUAACUAUUGUUAGUAUAGUUGUAAUGAUUGCCUUUAUCUUAUGUGUUAUAUUAGCUGUAACUUUGCUUCCUAUCAUAUUUAAUGCCAAAUGCUAGAUCUUGACUAAACAAAGCUUAGUUAAACAGUCACAAUACUAACAUUGUUACUCGUAACCUCUCGCGUGCCGCACGGUCGAACUGCCCCAAUGGCUACGUUUGUUUGACGCCUAUGCAUCGUGUUUGUAUCUAAAUUUAGACUUUACAAAUCGCUAGUGUUUUUAAAAUAUAGACUUUCAUCUUUGCGAAUUGUUAACUCUUCUAUUACCGUGUUAAACAUAAGUGUUAGUCGUGUCUACAUUCCGAUACUCGGUAAAUACAAAUAUUAUAAUUGUAUUAUUAUUGUGUAGGUUUAAUUGUAGUUGAACGGUACAAAAUAUAUCACAAUUCUAUCCAAUAUCAAAAUAUAAUAUUUAAUAGCCUUAGCAUGGAAGAAGUCAGGCUAGUUCUCGCCUUAUUUAAAGCCGAUAUAGCCAAUAACGUUGACAAGUAGUUAAAUGUUAUCUUUCACGUGUACUUAUUUAUUAUACGAUAAAAACCUCAAUUGGAAAAUAAGCACCAAUGAAAUAUACGCAAAAAAAUAAUUGGAUAAGAAACAACUGGGAUUGUGGUGUAAUAUAAACCCCUGUGGUAGGAGUAUGUAAACAAACUGAUUGUGAUAUAUGAUGCUUCGUUAUUAAAUAACUGAAAACCCAGUGGUCAUGUAUUAAAAAAAUCAAAUGACACGAAGCUGCCACAAGUAUUGUAAUCAUUUGUGCAAUUAUUGUAGAGAACAUAAUAAAAUUAUUGUCUAAACACAUUUAAUGAUCAGUAUUGAACUGUUAAAGUUUCAUUAAACUAUUUAAUCAUCUUA
Molecule: messenger RNA, 3451 nt
Organism: Ostrinia nubilalis (European corn borer)
Lineage: Eukaryota; Metazoa; Arthropoda; Insecta; Lepidoptera; Crambidae
Gene: Rop
Product: protein ROP
Exons: 15
Coding region: 64-1830 (588 amino acids)
Biological process (GO): vesicle-mediated transport; intracellular protein transport; neurotransmitter secretion
Cellular component (GO): secretory granule; plasma membrane
Molecular function (GO): syntaxin binding
Source: RefSeq, a predicted model, not a curated record